Messenger RNA from Lachancea lanzarotensis, 1509 nucleotides. Its product is annotated as LALA0S04e02476g1_1. Lineage: Eukaryota; Fungi; Ascomycota; Saccharomycetes; Saccharomycetales; Saccharomycetaceae. Bases 1 to 1509 code for a protein of 502 amino acids. The record is from RefSeq and is a predicted model, not a curated record. Gene Ontology annotation, cellular component: ubiquitin ligase complex; cytosol; cell division site. Gene Ontology annotation, molecular function: protein binding; ubiquitin protein ligase activity. The transcript has a single exon. Gene Ontology annotation, biological process: negative regulation of septation initiation signaling; protein ubiquitination; ubiquitin-dependent protein catabolic process.
AUGGUGGUAAACGUAUCUCCAAGAAGUAGUAUGAGCUCCAGAAGUAGACGCGGGUCGACUAUCAACAAUUUACUGAACUCUAUGGGGAUUAGACAGGGUUCCAACCCCGGUUUGCAUGGCGGGUCCAUGCCUUUAGACCCCAUUCCAGCUGGAACGACUCCAUCGGGACCAGUGGCCAAUGGGGUAGCUUUUCGGGAGCAAUUUCAAAUCGGUAACUCAACCCCACUAAAUACCAGUCGAAAUGGUAUAACUAAUAAUGGCUUGGAAGCCAUACAAUCAAACACAGGGCAGGUUUUUAGUUCUGAAGAUGAAGACGAUCGGGUUGUUGGUGAAGAUGUACAUCUCGAUGAUGUAGGUGGAUUGCACGAGGAUAAUGACGAUAAUAAUAUGAAUAUCAAUAACAACGACAACAACGAAAAUGGCAUAGCAGCCUCUGCAAAUAUGCUUGGAACUACUCCAUUCGACCAAGGUCUCCAAAAUAGCAUGGUUCCUGAUCUACGACAGGAGCUUCCUAUAACCCUCACAUUGGGACAAAACGAUAUCCCGCCGGGUCCAGGCCAUCAACCAAGUACCCUAACACCAGUUGAAGCUCAACUGGUCCCCAAGGCUGUGCGUCACUUUGUUUACGGAAGUUGUGCCCCUGAAAGUGCAGUGGAACUGCUGGGUUUAGAUAGACCUAGGAAUGCAGCGCCAAUUGAACCUUCAAGUCCAGACGUCAUUCAAUCACGCAAGGAUAAGAAUGGAUUAUUCAGCCUCAGACUCACACCCUUCUUAGACCAAUCUGCCACCAGUAACCCCGGCCUAUAUUUUGAACCAAUUGUGAGGACGGCUGGUCCUUGCUCGCAAUUGGUCAUUGGAAGAUAUACAGAACGCGUUAGGGAAUCCAUCACGCGGAUUCCCGAACAUUUUCAUCCGGUAGUGUUCAAAAGCAAAGUCGUCUCGAGGACGCAUGGCUGUUUCAAAGUAGACCAACAGGGAAAUUGGUACAUCCGAGACGUCAAGUCUUCAUCCGGUACCUUCUUGAACCACCAAAGGCUAGCGCCUGCUUCGACAAUGUCUAAAGAUACUUUACUGCAAGAUGGUGACCUUUUGCAAUUGGGACUGGAUUUUAGAGGAGGAACAGAAGAGAUAUAUCGGAGCGUUAAAAUGAGAAUCGAGUUAAACAAAUCAUGGAAACGGCGGGCCAUGAGAUUCAACCGCGAGGCGUUACAGAGGUUGAAAAACUUGCAGAAAAUGACAUCCGGCCUUGAGGAAGAAGACUGCUCAAUUUGUCUAUCCAAGAUUAAACCAUGCCAAGCAGUUUUCAUAUCACCAUGUUCUCAUAGCUGGCAUUAUCAGUGCGUGAGACGGCUAGUUGUGUCAACAUACCCACAAUUUGUUUGCCCAAAUUGUAGAUCAAGUUGCGAUUUAGAAGCGUCUUUGGACAGCGAUCUUGACAGUGACGAGAAUGACUUUGAUGUUAUCUCAAACGAUGUCAAAGAUAUGGAUAUGCAGCAAGACAGCGAUUAG